Molecule: messenger RNA, 4183 nt
Organism: Brassica napus (rape)
Lineage: Eukaryota; Viridiplantae; Streptophyta; Magnoliopsida; Brassicales; Brassicaceae
Exons: 1
Coding region: 3357-4139 (260 amino acids)
Source: RefSeq, a predicted model, not a curated record
GUUUGUCGUGAAUCUCACUUACAACACAACAAUUAUCGUUUUGAUUUUUAUUUGUGAUCUUUAGAUUUUGAUGAAGAUUUCAUUAUAUCACCUAAAGAAAAUGAAGUGAACAAUGAUAGAGAAAAUUAGUUGAUGUGAUUUGAUAUUAAUAUAUUUUUAUUAUUAACAAUCUAUUUCAAUUUUAUAUUUCACUUUUGGUUUAUUUUAGAUUAUAAUUUUAUUAUUCACAUUAGACAUUUAAAUAAUUAAGGAUUUUAAGUUGAUUUUUUUAUUAUAUGUCAUAACUCCUAACUUGUUACCAAAAAUUGUUAAAUUAUCUAAAUUACUUUUUUGAUAUUUUGUAUGUGAAAUAAAAAAACUUAAUUUAAGUAUUUUCUAUAUAUUUUUAAACCAUAAAUUUUAUUUUAUUUUUCAAUAGUUAAUAUAUUAUUAUAUAAUAAAUUAAUUUAUUUAUUAAAUUAUGGUUCACCUGCGGUUGACCUAAUAAUUCGGUGACCCCAUAAAUUGUCUCGUUAAAUGUCUGAAUCAGACAGACCCCUUUGAAACAUUAGUACUGACUGACUGCAAAAGCGAACCAACCGGCCCGGUCCAUGUUUGGAACAGAGCACUUAAAUGGAUGUUUGACCUGUUUGCUAAUAUUUUCUGACUUUAUACGAAUGAUGCGAAGCUUCUCUUAGACCAUGAUUAACGUUGAAACUCAAAUGGAUUUUUUAAUAUUGUUUUUUUUAUUUAUUUUUUAUCUGAAUUAAAAAAAAAACUAACUAAUUGCGGACCGGCACGUGUCAGUUGAGUCUGCGAAUAGUGCAAAAAACCAGCGAACAGCGAUCCUUAUUCUGACCUUUCUACCACCGGUUUUUUCUUUCCCGUGGGCCCUUCCCCCUUAAUAAACCCACUAAAACUCCACUAAAAACCCCGAUAAUCCUGGCCUUAAUACGUAUAAGAGCUCUUAUCAACAUAUACACCAUAUUAUUUAAUAUUUAAAUUAAAAAUCUAAUUUUUUCAAAUAAAUAUGUUCAAAAUGAAUAUGAAAUGUCUUCAAUCAUUUAGAUAUAUUCACAUAAAUUUACAAGAAAAAUGAAAAGUCAUAAUAUAUUUGAUAUACAUGAAUUAGUAGAAAUAUAAAGUUAUUUGUUAUUUUAUAUCGGAAAAUAAAUGUUAUUUCAACAUAUUUUAGUAAUAGAAAUUUAAAAUUUAAUUAUAAUAUAUUUGAGACUUUUAUAUUGUCAAAAUUAUUAUUUCUUAUUUGAAAGAGCAAGUCGGUGAAUGGAUAUUACUUGAUCUGAAAUCGUUAUACGCAAUAUUAUGGUAGUUGUUUAAAUUAAUUAUAAAUCAAUCAUAUAUAUAAUAGAACUAAUGUAAAAAAUCUUGUUCAAAAUGUAAUAAAAAUAAAUAAAACAGUCACCAAUUAUACUCUAAAAACUAAAAGAAACAUUUGUUUAAUUUUUUAAUAAAUUUGGAUGAUAUAGUUUAUUACUUUAUUUGAUAAAAGUUUUGAUAAGUAUGUAUAUUUUUAAAUAGUAACGAUAUAUAUUAAACUAGUAUGUUAUCUAGCUAUUUUUAGAAAACAAAAUUUACAUUGUUUUGCUUUUGCAUUUCUGAAUCAAUAGAUUUAAAAGAAAAAUUUGGAUGAUAUACUUUCUUUGAUAAAAUUUUUAAUAAGUAUGUAUAUUUUUAAAUAGUAGUGAUCUAUAUUAAAUUGGUAUGUUAUCUAGCUAAUUUUAGAAGAAAAAAAUUCAUCGUUUCACUUUCGCAUUUCUAAGUCAAUAAAAAAUUUGGAUGAUAUAGUUUAUUUGAUAAAAGUUUUGAUAAGUACAAAUAUUUUUAAAUAGUAAUGAUCUAUAUUAAAUUGGUAUGUUAUCUAGCUAAUUUUAGAAAACAAAAUUUGCAUAGUUUCUUUGAUUAAAAUUUUGAUAAGUACGUAUAUUUUCAAAUAGUAAUAAUCUAUAUUAAAUUGGUAUGUUAUCUAACUAAUUUUAGAAAACAAAAUUUACAUCGUUUUGACUUUCGCAUUUCUAAGUCAAUAAAAUUUUUGGAUGAUAUAGUUUAUUUGAUAAAAGUUUUGAUAAGUACAUAUAUUUUUAAAUAGUAAUGAUCUAUAUUAAAUUGGUAUGUUAUCUAGCUAAUUUUAGAAAACAAAAUUUACAUAUAUUCUCUUUCGCAUUUCUAAAUCAAUAGAUUUAAAAGAAAAUUUUGGAUGAUAUAGUUUUUUUGAUUAAAGUUUUGAUAAGUACGUAUAUUUUUAAAUAGUAUUGAUCUAUAUUAAAUUGAUAUGUUAUCUAACUAAUUUUAGAAAACAAAAUUUACAUCGUUUUGACUUUCGCAUUUCUAAGUUAAUAAAAAAUUUGGAUGAUAUAGUUUAUUUGAUAAGAGUUUUGAUAAGUACGUAUAUUUUUAAAUAGUAACGAUCUAUAUUAAAUUGGUAUGAUAUCUAGCUAAUUUUAGAAAACAAAAUUUGCAUAUAUUCUCUUUCGCAUUUUUUUGGCAUUUCUAAAUCAAUAGAUUUAAAAGAAAAAUUUGGAUGAUAUAGUUUCUUUGAUUAAAGUUUUGAUAAGUACGUAUAUUUUUAAAUAGUAAUGAUCUAUAUUAAAUUGGUAUGUUAUCUAGCUAGAUUUAGAAAACAAAAUUUAAAUUGUUUUGACUUUCGCAUUUCUAAGUCAAUAAAAAUUUGGAUGAUAUAGUUUAUUUCAUAAAAGUUUUGAUAAGUACGUAUAUUUUAAAAUAAUAAUGAUUUAUAUUAAAUUGGUAUGUUAUCUAGUUAAUUUUGAAAAAAAUAAAAUGUAUAUUGAUUCGCUUUCGCAUUUCUAAAUCAAUACAUUUUUUAAAAAAAUAGUAGUGUAUUCAAAACAAAGUUCUAGUCAAUUUUAACCAAGAUUGAGCGAGUUAAACAUCUAUCCCUUACCAAUCUAUGAGAGAAUAAAUACUCAAAAAAUUCUAUUGAAUUUUGACCAUAAUUCUGAAUAAUUUUAUUUUACUUACUUUUAUAAUAAAAAUAAUUCCAUUAAUUAUUAUUUUUAUUAAUUAUACAAACAUGUUAUUUCUAAUAAAAAUAAUAAAAAUAUUUUAAAUGAAAGUAAACUAAAUAUUUUCACAUAUAUUAAAAAUUAAGACAUUUUUCUAUUGCUAUUUCACCCGCGGGUUUAACCAUAGUGAAUAUAAAAAAUAAUAAAAAAAGGAAACAAGAAAAGAUUUUUAGAAAGCCAAAGAAUAUAUUUGGUUCAUGAGAAGACUCUUCACAAAGAAAAUGAGGAUAUAUAUUCACCAUUUCACUAUAUAAAUUCUUAUAUUUUCAUCUCUUAUACCACCCAAAGUGAACUCAUAUCCGCUUGUUGUCUAAACCAAAAGAAGAAAAGUAAUCAAUGGAUUCUUCAUCCACAAUAUCCACCACGAGAGAAGAGUUCAAUACUUUUCACUUGUAUAACAGAGCACUUUUCUCUCGUCUUGUCAUAACUCUAAGACGUGACAUUCGCCAGUCUUAUCAAGUUAUGAGCUUUCUCCUCUAUCUCGAGACGAUUGCUCCUUUCCUGAGAAAUUUGAUAGCGGAUUUUGCCUCUUUACCGGACGCUGUCGUCAACAUGGUAGCUGACGAAGUCGUGACGUGCAUGAGGUGCUUGUCCUUCGACGAUUUUCCAGCAUUCGUGACCCACUUGAGGAGAAGCAUCCUCUCCCCAGAGAUACCUUACAUCACGGGUGUCACAAGAGGGUACUUAACUCUCAUAUUCGUCCACAACAACCGUGAAAACAUUUUCUUUGAGAUGAAGAAGCAUCUGACGCGUGUAUGUGUCCGAGCUUUUGAGGAUAUAUGGGUGCGUGCUGAGAUGUACAACAGGGAGAUUGAAAAUAGGGAAAAGGCGAUGGCGGAGAUGAGCCAGCUGGGAUUUAGCAGUGCUGUUCAAAAUGGUGGAUCAAGAACUCGCCGGUUCUCAAGUCGUCGUGCAAACGCAGAUAAUAGGACUAUCUUCCUCACAUUUUCUAGAGGAUACCCAAUUGCCAAAGCAGAAGUGUAUGCCUACUUCACCAGGUACUUCAUCUAUUAUAUAAGCCAAUGCAUGCAUGCAAGGCCAAGGCAGUGCCAUUUUUUUCUAAAUAACAGUGUAACACAUUUAUCUAUUAUAUUAUCUAUACUAUUAUUUGAGAAUUGAAUUUGAUUAUUUGUCAUGUUUUUCAUGAUUCUAGGUUGAAUCAU